Molecule: messenger RNA, 13316 nt
Organism: Ooceraea biroi (clonal raider ant)
Lineage: Eukaryota; Metazoa; Arthropoda; Insecta; Hymenoptera; Formicidae
Gene: shn
Product: zinc finger protein schnurri
Biological process (GO): regulation of transcription by RNA polymerase II
Cellular component (GO): nucleus
Molecular function (GO): DNA-binding transcription factor activity, RNA polymerase II-specific; RNA polymerase II cis-regulatory region sequence-specific DNA binding; zinc ion binding
Source: RefSeq, a predicted model, not a curated record
GUAGACUGUCGUCAGCCAUGCCAGACGGCGCAUCGCUCGCACGCUCUCUCUCCCAUUGCGCCCAUACUCGUCCACUGGCUCACCCACGGGGCUACCUCAUUCUCCGUCCUCUCCUCCUGCCCACUCGAUCCCUUCCCGUUCUCGCUCUCUCUCCCUCCCUCCCGUCCGACCGUCCCGUCCUCGCUCCUCUCCUAUCCUUUCCACGCUACUAUUCCGUACGCUCUGUCUCGCGACACGGCUGCGGAGCCAGCCAGUUACGCAACAAUAACAACGCCGUGAGGAGGUGUGUAGCGUUGCGCGGCGUGCGACACCGCAACACGACACCGUGGAUCGUGCGGUGCGCCGACCGUUCGCGUAUGUAGGGAAUCACUUGUUGACAACGACGCGGUUGAGCGUGGAGAGAUCCGCGCGUGCGGAUUCUCGCAUUAGGAAUACCAGUAAGGAAAGAGCGAGAGCGCGAACGACGAUCGUUGUCGCGUAAAGAUCGCGGGAUUCUGUAGCUGCGAGUGCUCCGGUAAAUGAGAAACACGAAAGGAACACGAAGAGUUUGCGAGUGAGGAUACGCUGUGUGAAGCGACCGAGGAAAUUGUUAAUGAGUGCAAAGUGUGGCGAGCGAGUUUCAAGCACGAUCGAGUGCGAAAAGCGUGCACGCGAGGUAACGGUUCGAUCCCUGGAAGACACGUGUGCUCGUAAAGGAGCGUAGUUUGCUUGAUCGAUCACGAUCGAUGAGAAACUCGUGGGGAUAAUGUCGGAAUCAACGCGCGGUGCGCGAUUAUUAUAUCGGCGGGCGAAAAUCCCGAAACAUCGUGGAAAUCGUAAAGCGUGUUCUCACGUUGGUUGAGUCACCGUAUUGUCAACGGGAAUACCGGAAGUGUUGAUCGGCGAGAGGAGCACGGCACCGUUCGCUUGAAACUGAUGAAUGGAGCAGUAGCGCGACGAAUCGCUACGCGCUGAAACACGGGCGAUCACGAGGUCGAAGAAGCGGAGAGGCAGAGAGGCGAGAGAGAGAGAUCGGGAGGGAGCGAUCGAUCGAUCGUGGAUCACCGUGAACUGGGACCGGAGCUCGAUCGAGAUCACGACCGGCGACGGCGUUCUCCGCGUCCGCGAUCCCGACCGCGAUCGAUCGAGGAAGGAAAGAAGGAGUCUACGAUCAUCGAGCGUGCUCGAAACGCGCGCUCGAUCCGCAACGAGGUCGCGCCGGGCGCGCUAGAUCGGCCGGAGAAAUAACCCGCUGCCGAUUGUCCCGCGGGGGAUCCGGGGCAGAGAGGGGAACGCCGCGCGGGCGUCCCCCGUCGACGAUCCUCGCGGCGCGCGACGACGCGGUUCAGGCGCCAAUGACGUCACCGGGCGAAUGAGAGAGAGGGAGAAAGAGAGAAAGAGAGAGGGACAGAACGAGAUUGGCUACCACCGGGGGAAUUCGCGGUCGGAGUUCCUCGCCGCGCGCGCGGUGCGUUUACGCGCCGAUACGACGCCACACCGCUCGGCGCGGCGGCGAUUAGGAGCGCGGCGACCGGACUCGCGCCGUGCGUCAGUAGUAGCGUCGCGGCGGUGCGCGGCUGUGUACGCCUCGUUCGUCGUUCUGUCUCGUGCGCUGAGGGGAGCCCCGGUGAGAUCUCGCGCGGUACCCUGAACAAUUGCGUUCUGCGGCGGCUGCUGCCGUUGCUGCUGCGUGCGUUGCCGGGCGAUGACUAAUCGAGGCACGCGGCCGAGUGCGUUAGCGCCGCAGGGGUACUGCCGCCGACGAAGCCGUUCUGGAAGUGCUGCCGCAGCCGUACUGCUCGUCGUCGACGUCAGCACCGGUCGGACGGGAUUCGCAUAGUCAAACAGAUCGACGCGAUUCGCGGUGAGUGGAUAACGAGGAGACGAGUUCUCCCGCGCGCGCGAUUCUCUUCGUACGUGCGCGUUUUACAGCGCGAGUGCGAGUGUAUGAAUUAUCUGCGUUCGUGCGUGCGUGCGUACGGUUGAUCCAAGAAGUCAGGGAAGUGAGAAAAAGAGAGAGAGAGAGAGAGAGAAAGGAAAGUAAGAGAGAAUACGACGGACGAGGCAAGUGCGGGGCUUAAAAUAGAAGAGCGACUUCGGCUUAAGUGCGCGGCGGGAGGACGAGCGAGUGAAGCGAAUUGGCGAAGAGAGGGUUGGUGGAGGUGCUGUAUUCACCUCGUUCCCUCGUCCGCAUCAUGUUUCUGUGAUACGUUCGAGUUGUACGCGGGUGAAGGAGGGAACAACCGACCGAAGGAGGGCCACCGAGAGGACGGCGAGGGUACGUGUGUACCGUAUAUACGUGCGCGUAGACGCGUGCACGCAUAUCUCGCGGUGGAGAGUGCGCGUUCUGUGAUAACCGUAUACAGUGCAUAUUGUGGACGCGGUGAGAAGAGAGAGAGAGAGAGAGAGGAAAGAAAAAUAAAGAGAGUGGGUGAUCGUGUCUCUCGCGCGCGCGAUUCUCCACGUUUUUUCGCCCGUAUCGCCGGGAAAGGAGAGGGAGGAGGGUUCGUCGAUCCUCGGAGCAGCGGAGAGAUCGAGGCAACCGAACGAGCGAGCGAGCGAAAAGACAAGUAAGCAAGUAAGCGAGCGAGCGGGGCGAGCACUCGCCCGUUCGUUCGGAGAGGAGGCGUCGUCGUCUCGCUCUCCGUCCCGCACGAUGGAUCGUGACUCGCGUUCGUAUUCCUGCGGAGGCUGCGAGAGGACCGCCGCCGAGGGCCGAGCUAUGCCGAUGGAGUAACAAGUGAGCGGCGAAGCGGCGUUGCCAUGACGACAGAGACUCAUACUGUGGCGAUGACAGAUCCACAGCUGACCAACAACAACAACAAUAACAACAACAACAACAAUGAUGGCGAACCAAAGUACCUACAUAAGAAGUUCAAGAAGAUGGCGACCACCGAGGUCGAGCCGAAAGUCGAAUCCAAGAAAGAGGCUACGGCGAAUAACGUCGUUCCGGAGACGCCGAAGUCGCGAAAGGAUGCCGACAAGGACGGCAAGGAAUCGUCGAAGGAGUCUGGUGAAAAACUCGAAGCUUCUCCGGAGCCUGAGAGUCCCGAGCCUAUCACCGAAUCCCGAAAGAGUGCCUACGUGUGCCCUUACUGCAAACUAUCGUGUGCCAAGCCAAGUGUACUUCAGAAGCACAUCAGGGCACACACGAAUGAACGGCCGUAUCCGUGCAAGCCGUGCGGAUUCGCGUUCAAAACCAAAUCAAACUUGUAUAAGCACUGCAGGUCGCGUACUCACGCACGCGUGUUGGGAGGUGACAAGGCGUCCGAGGAUUCCGACAUAAGCUUGUCGGAUAGCGCUAGUAACGGCACUGGUACGCCACCACCUCCUCCCGCCUCAACACCCACGAUGAUAACGACGGCGUCGAUGGCGGUGUCUUCCAUCACAGCGAAAACCGUGAAGACCGGCAAGAUUUACAAGCCAAAGUUUCAAGCUCGCACGGCGCUGCAGUGUCUGAACGACACUGAGACGUCUUCCUUAUCGCCUAGUUCUUCCAGUAGCUCUUCCUCAUCCUUCUCUUCCUCUUCCACUUCUUCCACGACUACCUCCGUGCCCAAUUCUGUGAAGCCGAAUGCGGAACAGCUGCAGGAACACAUCGACAAGAUCAUCACGGAUAAUCAAGCGAUCGUUGAUGCGGUGGAUCCACGUCUGCAUAAACUGAUACAGCGCCAGCAGAGUUUGGUGGAGACAAAGUUCGAGCAGCAGCCAUUGAACUUGUCUUCCGCGGAAGAGAUUCCUGCCAGCAGGAAACGGUGCUGCAGCGACAGCUGCGCCCAGGGAAACGCGCACAAUUCCGAAGGCUCGAUCAUCAAGGAUCUGCUCCUAAAGACUCGCGGAACCGCAAAUGGACCGGUACCGGAGACCACUGUCGAGAACUUUAUCUGUCCCACUUGCAACAUCCCUUAUACUAGUGUAGAUAAUCUGGAGGCCCAUCGAAGGUAUUAUUGUAAAGGCAUCAGCAGUCCGCGGACAAGCACCGAUUACCACACGGAAUUAGAGAAAUCCGAUUUCGAUACUAAGUCCAUUGAUUAUUACGGUAAUCUGCAGCCGUUACCUUCACCGGGUCCUUUGCUGGGUAAUACCAGAUUAGUGGAUGCAUAUGCGCCGCCCGCCAAGAAGCAGAAAACGGAGCAUGUACCGACAAGUCUGCGAUCAUUGGAGGAGCUCAGCAAGUAUCCGCGUCCGAAUUCGCUACAGAUGUUCGGUGGCGAAGUAAGGAUUCUUGAUAAUACAGGUGAGACGAAAACGAUGAGGAUCGAACCACGGCAGACAAACUCUCCCACGAGUGAGCAUGUAGCGAACAGCAAGUGCGUGACGUCGGAAACAGCAUCGAUUGUAGUGAGAUCAGGUCUGCAUUCAGGUGGCACCAUGGUACACAAGCCACCGGGUGUACCGGUUAGCACGUCCAGCUCCUCUAUAUCUCUUCCGAACACGCCCAAGAUGUUGGCGCCCAUCAUACCGAACAUAUCAACUCCCAAUCUAGCGCCCGCCAUGUCCUACAGCUACCUGGAGCCGCACCUCAACCCGCUGAGUAUCACUGCCUAUAACCCAUUGACUUUACCGCAGGCAGGCAUCACGAGCAUCCUCCAUGGUGGUAAGGUAAUACCGUAUGUCCCUGGCAUGCCCGGACCGCAUACCUUGACCGGCGCGCCGGCCAUAGACAUAUCUCCGAGCAUAACAGCUGGCGAGGCUGUUUACAAGGUGAUACCAGGUUUACCGGGUCUGCAUAUGAUAUCGCAGCCCUUGGAUUUGGCCAGUCCGGUGAAGGCACAAUCCAUGCCGCUAUCCGGAAUGUCCAAUCCAUUGUCUGGACACGUGUUGGAUCAACCGUUGGAUCUGGCCAGUCCGGCAAAGGAGGCGACGAAGAUCAGUUUCAAAACGCCGAGUAGCGAUCUGAAAAGCGGCUUGAUCAGUCCCAAAUUUCUCAAAGUUGAGACCACGACAGAUAAGUAUCGCGUGACAGGUCCAAGAACGCCUAUCAAUGAUGAAGUCAAAGAAUUCGAUCGUCAUACCAGGCCUAUCGCGGCGACAAAGUACAAGAAUAUAGAGAGCCCGCGGGAGAGGCGAGAGUUUGCAUACGACAAGAGUCCAAGUAAGAUAGACAAGGUCUUCAGCUAUCCAAACGGGGUGGAACCUGCGAUAUCUUACAGCAAAUUGAAAUAUUCACCCAAGGCUACCCCAGAUAAUAGGAAAAAGUCCAAUUGGGGCAUGAGCGAGAUAGAUGCCGGUAGAGUGGCACCAGUGGACACGCAUAUCGCGAUCUCCAAGUACGACCUAUCUCCUCAUGAGAACGGUCGAUUAAAAAAUAGCAGCAACAAUAGUAGUAGUCUUCCAUCUGAUGGACGAUGGACAAAAAGCAUAGAUGGCACUUUCAAUGGGGCCAAGAUGAAAGUUGAUGGUGCAGCACCGUCAGUGAUACUUGUGAAUCUAGACUCUUCUAAGACAGAAGUGCCAACAAGAACUUCCGUAGAGUUAGUUGUUAAGGACAAGCUGCCCGAGGCCAAAUCGCCAAAGAGCAGCAGCGGCAGUGCUGAUGUGACCAAGGAGGCGACCAACGUCAAUAAGUUCUUGAGACCCACGUCCUUGCCGCUUAAGCCCGGCACGUUUACGCCGAAGAAGCAUCAUGGAAUCACGCCUACAGCGAAUACGUUGCCGCUGAUCAGCCCGGAAACACCUCGACCCAAAAAGUCGUACGGACAAUUGUAUCUGAACGGGCAUGCCUACACAUAUCUGGGACUUAAGUGUUCCACCAGAGUGUUCUAUUGUACCCUGAAUCGGCCACAGCCAAUGUACGUCACACAGCAGCAUGGUCUCUCAAUGUACUCCAACUGGAAGAUAUGCAAGGAGGCACCGCCGGACGUAGACAUGGCGCACUAUGAUUCACGACACAGACCACUUAAUUAUACCACCGCAUGGAAAAAACAGGAAGACAUUUUGACGCACUCCUCGCAACGAUCAACCACUCCCACCAGCCUAGACAGCGGUCUGGAGAGUGACAUGCAGGAGAAAGCGAAGAGAGUGAAAAUAUUUGACGGAGGUUUUGAGAGCAAUGAGGAUUACACUUACGUGCGUGGAAGAGGUCGAGGACGCUACGUCUGUGAAGAAUGCGGUAUUCGUUGUAAGAAACCCUCUAUGCUGAAGAAACAUAUCAGAACCCAUACAGAUGUUAGGCCGUACACUUGCAAGCAUUGUGCCUUUAGUUUCAAAACAAAAGGUAAUCUGACGAAGCACAUGAAGUCCAAAGCCCACUACAAGAAAUGCGUAGAACUAGGAGUAAUUCCGGUUCCCACGACCGUAUGCGACGAAAACAUUGACAAGGAGGCUAUCGCGCGAUUAGCGGCCGGUGGUGGCAAUGCGGAAGAAUCUUCCGAAGAAGAAGAAGAUAGUGAUGGUGAAGAAAGCGAGGAGUCCGGCAGCGAGGAGCAAGAAGCAGCGCAGAGUCUGUUAAGUCUUUCGCAACGUAACAUGAUGAAUCGAUUACCAGGCUUGCUGCCGUCUGGUAGACCUACAACGUACCCGUACACGCCGUAUACCUUACCAACGACGUCUACGGUAAAUGUCGUGUCCACCGCGACAAGCACUAUGAGUAGCCAAAGCGUAACGCAAGGCGCAGCACUGAUCCAAAAUGAGUUGUCGCACCGUUACUACUUCCCAUCGAACCGAAGUGCAACAGAAGAGGCAAGAAUCAGCGUCAUCCAAUCAUCAAAGAAAGACGACUCUGACUUCGAGAUCGAGCAGAUCACUAAUGGAGUUACAGAGUCGCGUCAUCAAUUGUCGCAACCAAUGGAUCUUACAACAAAACAGGUCACACAACUAUUACCGUCGCCAAUCCCGCAGAGAGCUAGGCCCGCGGACAUUCUCACUCCCGUGUCGGAACCGGUCCUGUUGCAGACGAUAGUCCAGACGAUGGAACGAUUGCCUAUUCAGGGCAGAGAAUGGAAGCCGGACGCGGAGGGUCACAUGUUGCAAGCGUAUCUCACGGAGAGGCACGUGAUGGACAGUAAAAUGAAGCAGCAGUACCGCGUGGGCAGCACCAAGCUGGACAAGCAGGUGCAGGAGAGAGAUAUUUACCCGCGGCAUCAAGAGUCGAGUAGGGCCAGGCAUACUGACUCCAACAGUAUUCCGACAGUAACGUACACUGACGCCGGUAAAAUGCAACACAUUCUCGCGGAAUCUAGAGUCAAACACACGACGAAGCACACCAGCGACGACAUUAAAAUGGAAAUUAGAGAAAAGAUUUAUCAGAAUAACAUGGCAAUAGAGAGACGAGCGUUCGACUACGAGGCUAUUCACAAGGAUAAAGAACAAUCGAAUCGCACACUCUCUGAUCAUGAAAACUACGAAAUCGGUCUAACUAACGGCCCGAUCGGUACAAAGCAGAAUAUCGAGUACAGUUCACCUAUGAGCAAGAACAACAACUUAAUAGAAAGACCGAUUUAUUCUACUGAAGCACCCGUCCGUAGCACGCCGAGUAUCGAUUGCCCUUCACCGAAAUCCCUAAAUGUGGACGGCAAUAGAUCGUUGAUGCAACACGCAAACAACGACGUAGACAGGAGUUCCAUGUUCAAUGCGAUGAAGAUGAUGAGCGAGAUGGAAACGUCCAGGGAGUGUCAUCCCGUUAAUCAGGAAAUAAGGCCCGCGAAUCACGAGAUACGUGCCCCAACCACUGAUGUACGAGUGCACAAUCAGAGUCCGCGUAACCUUGAUCUGAUUGCGAGACCGUCCAGCAGGGAGGUCCGAACACCUAAUCAAGAGUAUAGAACACAGAGUCAAGAACUGAGACUAUCGGGUCAGCAGGAGUACAAGAUGCGCGGUCAAGAGAGGAGACCGCCUAGCCGCGAAUACAAACCGUUCGCGCACGAUAUGCAAGUCAUCCAGGAGCUUAUGCCGUCGACAAACAUGGAAAUACGUCAAGCGAAUUCAGAUAAUAGGCCACCGAGCAGUGACAUGAGAGGUCUCUCGGAAUAUAGAGUGCAACCCCAAGAUCCCCGGCCCAAUUAUGAGAUGAUGCAAUCACCUAUGCACGAACCGUCGAAAACGCAAAAUGUCGACGCGAGAAACGCAUCGUCACAAGAGAUACGCAUCAUUUAUUUCGACGGUUCUCCUGCCCCGAAACACACAACGGAAACAGUUAAACAGAGUACACCGGACAGUAUAAAGCAUGCGGUAGCCAGGAAAAUGGUUGUAGGUGGAUCAGACUUCCGAUCGCCGUCUCCAAAUACGGGAAAUCCGAAACCGCAAGCGGAAUUUCUACAGCCGUCGAGCGGACCGGCGCCUAACUAUGUCAGUGUAACGGAAGACGGUAGGAGCGUAUGUAAAGUCUGUAACAAGAUAUUCAGCAAGCCUAGUCAGUUACGAUUGCAUUUCAACAUCCACUAUUUCGAGCGGCCGUUCAGAUGCGAAAGCUGUGCAGUUUCCUUCCGGACCAAAGGUCAUCUGACGAAGCACGAGAGAUCUGUUUCACAUCACAAUAAGGUCAGUAUGACUUCCACGUUUGGCGCGGCGACUACCAGCAAUCCCAGACCUUUUAAGUGCACGGAUUGCAAGAUAGCGUUUCGAAUACAUGGACAUUUGGCUAAGCACCUUCGCAGCAAGAUGCAUAUUAUGAAGUUAGAGUGCUUGAGCAAGUUGCCUUUCGGAACAUACGCGGAAAUAGAAAGGACCGGUACCAAUUUGAACGACAUCGACACCACAGACUGUGAUAAUAGUCUUACUAGUCUGCAGAUGUUGGCUCAAAGUUUAUUAAAGACGGAUUCAACUAAGAUCAUGCAAUGGGACUCGGAGAAUUUGCCUGGGCCAGUCGUAAGUGGCAGCGAAACUUCAUCGGAUGAGGGCGAACCCAUACCGCAGCAUGCGCUUAACGCCCAAUAUGCGAAAGUGACGGACGCAGAUGUCUCCCGAUCAUAUCAUGUGCCAAUCGCUACCGAGGAAUCGAAAGCCGUUAACGACGUUCGUUUGCGCAGUCCACAGUUCAAUCAGCAGAGGCGCGAUUACGCCAUCAAUGAGCAACGGCCGAUCCCGGCCGGUUUUCCGGCGGAGGAUGCCAGAACGGAAGAUAUGCAAUCAUACAAGUGCCAAGUUUGCCCCAUAUCUAUGCGCACCGUAAACGCAUUGCAAGUACAUUGUUUUGUUGAACAUAAUAUUGAAACGGACUCUAGUACAAAUAUUCACGGGGAUCGGAGCGCGGGUAAAUGCAGCAGGGAAAAAGAGAAUACUCAGAAAAGAAUCGCAGAGGAAUCCGUGGUUAAAGACGAUCACGGUAGACAAAGAAUAGAGGAUACGUAGUGCCAAAAGGAUAUAGUGUGCUAAAAAGUCUUUCGUACAGUGUGUUUGCCAUACUAUUUAGAGAAAUCGCGCGGUUAUGAUAAUGUAUUAUAUACGAACUACAUCACAGAUAUCCUACGAAGGAAAGUCUCAUUACAUCCUAAAGAAACAUCUCAGUAGAUAGUGUGAUUAAUGACGCUUUGUGUCUUGAGGAAAGGUUUCUUGAAAAAUUAUUGCGUUAAUACACGUUGGACACUUGUAAAGACUUAGGCGGGAGAGGAUUGUGCAUCACUCGCACAAUUAAAGAAUUGCAUGUGAAUGUAUGUAUUCGCAAUUUUAUGUUGCAUAAUAUAAUUACCGUUUAUAAAACGCACAAUGUUUAAACGAACAUUUCUGUGUGAAGAUUUUACAAAAAUUAUCAGCAAAGUCUGAGAGAUAUAAAUACCACAGAAAUGUUGUAAAAUAUGUGUAACGGUAAGAACUAAAAAGCACUGUCUCGAUUACGUUUCUUCUACUACAGAACUAGUUCACUUGUAACUACCUGUUCGUGCUAUACAAGUGACUUGUAUAGUCCUCGUCUAAGACUUUAUAUUGAAAUUGCGAUAUAUAUAUAUAUAUAGUGGAAGUAAAAAGUAAUUUGAGUGUAUGAAGAUUUGAAAUGAUAUUUAUAUAUGAUAAUAUAGCAAACAUAAGGUGCAAUGGACUAGUGAUCGUGUAUUUAAAGUGCAAAUGUUGCAUUGAGCAUGUUGAAGAGUAUUCUAAUAUCUCAAGUUAAUUAUACUUUGAAAUGUGAAAGCAUGAAAUGAAGCUUAAUAUAUAUAUAUAUAUACACGUAACAUAUAUACAUAUAUAUAUAUAUUUGUAUGAUAUUAGUAUAUGAAUAAUUCUGCAAAUUAUUGUUGAUGUGCGAGAGAAAGAGAGAGAAAUGUGUUUGUAUCAUAUUUAUGUAUAAUAUAACGCGCGGAGAAAAUUAUGUCAUAGUCUCUAUUAUAAUUUUAAGGAAUCAUCGAUAUAGAUAUUAGAAGCUGUGUCGGUUGCUCAGAUUACUUAUAAAUUUAAGUGUUUUUAUUCACGCGGGUGGAUUAUGUAGUUUCUAUUCUGUUUUGAGAGGUUUUUUUGCAGGCAAUUUGGAUGGCGAGUAUUUAGUUUAACUUCACUAGUGGAGCAUUGCGCUGAAUAUUCAGUUAUCGUCACAUCCGAGUGUUAUCCGAGGACGCUUAUAAGCUAUUUUAAAUCUCAAUUGAGAUCGAUUGUGCUCGCGCUGUUACAUGGUCUGAGGGACCGAUUCGCUGAUUCUGUUUAAGACAUUUAAGGAGGAACCGCACACCUUCCAGCUACCUUCCAGCUACCGUAUCUUAUAAAUAACUGUCUGUCUAACGUUAUGCGCGCAGAUCUUAAUAUCUCCACUCAAGCACUCGAGAAUAUGUCUUUCCUAUACCGCAUAAUCAGACUCCUGUUAUCACGACUUGUACCUAGAUGUGCUUGAGCUAAGAGUAACAAUGAUACGGAUAUAGAAAACGACCGCACAAUUGUAUACAAUGAGGUCCAGUCCGAGUGAUCGUCACUAAAUGAUAUCAGCAUGUAGCAUAGUCUAACGUAGUAUUUUGGAUGUAUAUCUACUACUUGUAAUUCUGUCGAUUCGAAACCACGAAAUUACGUACGAGCUUCCAAAGGUGUGUACGUGUGAUUGUAUGCACCCGAAACGCCAAGCCAACAGUUUGCGUUCACAGAGGCUAUCAGGGAACACGAUACGGCUCUCGUGCAUCGCGAUCGAUUAUCAAGAUGAGCGGUAAAUCAAGCUAAAUCGCCAACCGAACUUCUUCAUUUCGGCUAAUGAUUCAGCUUGAUAAUAUGGAUUCUGUUUGAUUACAUGUUAUUCUUCCGCGCGACGCACCGAAGUUUUUGAAACUGAUAUACGCGUGCGAUCGUGCGUGUAUGCAUGCGUACACGUGACACAUAUCGCAUCGCUCCUGACUGACUGCUCGUGCGCGUACUUAUGCGCGAUUCCAAAAAGUGUAUUUUUUCCAAAUUGCAGAUUUAUUAUUUUAUUUUUAUAUGUAUAUAUAUUAUUUUAUAUUAUUUGUAUUAUAAACAUAGAUAUUGACGUAUACAUAUUAUUGCAUUAAUAUGUAUGUUAUAUAUGAUGUAUGUAUGUAUAUUGCACAUUUACGUACAUAUAUAUUACACUAAUAUAUUUUCGAAAAAGUUAACCUGUUGGUAGAGGUUUCAUGCAUUUUUUUUCACGCGUGCACAACGAGCGUGUCACUUACAUAUCAGAUCCAUCGCUCGACAUUCAUCGAGGCAAUGGAUAAUUGUGCGCGUCGUCGUUUCGAAUCUAAUGGCGUAGUGCAAGCUGAACGUACUUCGUAACGAACUUACAGUUUGUCCGGAUGACUUCCGUCCGCGCUGAGAUCCUAGUCCAACGCAUUACGUGAUCACUGAUGUUGAAACUCGCACUUGUGGAUAUUACCAAUCGCCAAAACCGAGAUCGCACGCGAAUAAAACUCGAUCGCGAUCGGACCAAACCUUAUCGAUGAGAAACACGACGCGGCCUCCAACGCACUGAACAUAGUCGCGAUUCAGUUUCUCGAACGUGAAUUGCGAUUGAACUACUACGUUAUGACAUCUAAAACAUCUUGAUUAAACGUAUCGCGUCGAGCUUGAAAGAUAAAAAUCAUUAAACUGUUAAAAAAAUCGUUGAAUUUUGUAAUUUUUUAUUAAAAGUAAUCUAACUUCUAACAUUUUGCUUAUAUGAUGAUGCAUGGCUUCAGAAUUGAUUGAUGACGAUUCAUGCUUGAACUACAUUAAAAAAUAAAGCGCGAAGUAAUUUUGAUGAAAUAUGGCUACCGCAGAUGAGAAGCAUCGCCAAUUUGAAAUCUGUCUAUAAUCAUAAAUAACUUUUUGAGAAAUAAAAUGAUAAAUAUGUGAAGCUUUCUUAAUGUGAAAGUCAAAGACAAUGAAAGUAACUAUAAAAUAUCUUAAAUGCAACUGAAAUAUGCUUUAUAUUAUACAUAUUGCAAUCUUAAAUGCAACUGAAAAAUGCUUUAUAUUAUACAUAUUGCAAAAUUAGGAAAUUCGUGUACAAAUUUGUGUAAAUGCUUCUUAAUGUGUUUCAACGCAUAAGUUCCACAAUGUUCGAGUACGGAUUAAAUAAUUUAUAUCGCGACAAGCACUGAAGAAAUUAUUUUGCGAAAAACUAAUAAGUUAAACUAUCUGAAAAAAAUAAUGCGAGUACAAUGGCUAAUAUCUGAUAACAAAAAUGACGACGCACUUGUUAUCGAGAGCGUGUUACGCGCUCGCGUGCAAAUUUGACGAAAAAGGUUGGCUUGGCUUCUUCCAGACUCAGUAUUAAAAGAUUUUGUGAAUAAUGCGAAAAAGCGAGAGCUCGACUUUUAUGCGAUUCUCUCUCUCUUUUGUAGGUGGUUUUAUGCUGAUUUAUUUUACAAAGCUCGGAUCGAUAUUCGCCUGAUCUUGCGAGGAGUAUUCUCAACAGAAAUCUCCGUUCGUCCCAGCACAGACAGCCUCGCUCCCUCUCAUACUUUUACGGAUGAUUUGAGCUUUAUGGGCACACGGUGUGAACGAUGACACUCAUAAAUACCUGGCGAUAUAGUAUUUUACAUGUAUUAUAGGUAACGUAGAUCUUUAAGAUUUUAUAGAUAUUUUUUCGUGUGUGUGUGUGUGUGAAAGAGAGAGAGAGAGAAGGGAGAGAGGGACGUAUAAGAGGGAACAUCUCGUUUUGUAAUCACGCGAACACGAGUCGCGUGCUUCUGCGAUUCCAGGCUGCUGCUCUGACGAACCAUUUCUGGUUUAUCGCGAAAUCUUUUAAUUGAAAUCAAUUCAUGUCGGGCUUUUUUGUCCGUCGAUAUCAGAUAAUGGGACCGGAGUAAAAAUUUUAUAAGCGUAUACUCUCGAAAAAGUAGCGGGAAGGGUGAGUUUUACAGAAAAUGAUGCCAACGAGUAUUGCCAGUGUCAUCGUCAUUUCUCUUCCUAAUUCUGUGAGCUUUGUUAAACUAUCAAUGAGGAUGUAAUUUUUAUUUAUUGUAAAUAAAAAAGAAACCUAUUGUUUAAAA